GUCCCCACGUGGAUGGAAGAUGGCCGCAUUUGCAGAUCUGAAUAUUCUCUACUUACCGGAGAAAGAGGCUUUAAAGAAGUUGGUGGAGGCUGCCGCGCACCUUGGCUAUUCAACUGUAGCAAUCAAUUAUGUUGUCAACUAUGAAGAAAAGAAAAAAGAAAUUGUCAAGCCAAUAUCUCCCACAGAACUGUUUCCAGCCUUGCCUCUUGUACAGGGGAAAUGCAGGCCAAUUAAGAUUUUAUCAAGGCUGACACUUGUGGUUUCUGAUCCAUCCCACUGCAAUGUUCUAAGAGCGACGUCCACAAAUAUCAAAUAUUACGACAUCUUUGCUGUAUUUCCUAAGAAUGCCAAACUCUUUCACGUGGCAUGCACAACCUUAGAUGUAGAUCUGGUGUGUGUUGAUGUGACAGAAAAGCUGCCCUUCUUCAUCAAGAGACCAUCUGUUAAUGUGGCAAUACAGCGAGGUGUCUACUUUGAGCUUAUUUAUGUUCCGGCCAUCAAAGACUCCACAAUGCGACGGUACACAAUUUCGAAUUCCUUCAGCUUGAUGCAAAUCUGCCGUGGAAAGAAUAUCAUUCUGUCCAGUGCAGCAGAAAAGCCUCUCCAGUUGCGAAGUCCGUACGAUGUGGCUAAUUUAGGGUGGUUGUUUGGCCUCUCAGAAAGCAACGCCAAGGCAGCUGUUUCGACUAACAGCCGAGCUGUCCUUCUUCAUGGAGAAGCCAGGAAGACUGCCUCUGGAGUGGUGUAUACAGUGAAGAAACCUCAAACUCCAGAAGAUGAUGAUGAUUCUGCUCCACUCAAUAAAAAAGCCAAGACAGACUUGUGAAGUACAAGUUCACCUCUCUAACACCCACCACUCAGACCAGACCUCCAUGCUGUCAUAUCCUAGGCUGGCUUGAGAAGAGGAGUCUCUUUUUAUGUCUCUAUUUAAGUGGUAAUAAUAUCUACCACUUAGAUGAACUCUCAGAGUGAUUAUAUGGAUCUUGGAAGCAGUAGAUGAUGACAAUAUAAAGUUUGAAAGGAAUGGGAAAACAUCUAUAUAGCUAUGCUGCCUUUUAUAAUAAAUAUAUCUUCCAAAUCCAA
This is a messenger RNA of Candoia aspera, 1083 nucleotides long. It is a transcript of the gene RPP30, whose product is annotated as ribonuclease P/MRP subunit p30. Lineage: Eukaryota; Metazoa; Chordata; Lepidosauria; Squamata; Candoiidae. Gene Ontology annotation, molecular function: RNA binding; structural constituent of ribosome. The record is from RefSeq and is a predicted model, not a curated record. Gene Ontology annotation, cellular component: nucleolar ribonuclease P complex; ribosome. Bases 20 to 826 code for a protein of 268 amino acids. Gene Ontology annotation, biological process: translation; tRNA processing. The transcript is spliced from 11 exons.